GCGGGCUCACUAAGGGACAGAGAGCUCGGGCGACAGGAGCUGGGUGGACGGGACAGCCCAGCUCACAGCAACGUUGCGGAUCGGGGUUACGAAGAGGGCGCAAAGCCCCGGUCGGAGGGAAGGAGGACCAUGAUCGGCAGCAGGUCCUGGGGCUUCGAGCGUCCGCAGCAGGACGGAGACAGCAAGAAACUCGCUUUGAAAGCCUUCCAGAAAGUUGGACUUCAUGAAGACGAUGAUGUAAAGUAUAUGAUGCGAGGCAGCAAGCUGAGGAAAGUCAAGUCCAGUAAAUGGAAGAAAGAUCGGCAGAUGAAGCUGCAGGAGGAUGGCCUGUCCAUCUGGUACGAGUCCCGGAAUAAGCCUCCUACAUUCUCGGUGAUGGAUAUCCGGGAGGUCCAGGAGGGACACCAGUCGGAUAUGAUGAAGAAACACGGCAGCAGCUACUCGGAGAAACGUUGCUUCACCAUCUUGUUCGCGGGCAGCCGGAGCAGCCUGGACCUGGUGGCAGCCACGGAGGAGGAGGGGAGACGGUGGGUUCAGGGGCUGAAAAAGCUGAGCAGAAGAGUGGCAGCCAUGAGCCAGCAGGACAAAAUUGAACACUUAAUUCAUCAACACCUGCACAAGGCUGAUAAAAAUAACGACAACAAGAUCAGCUUUAAGGAAAUGAAAAAUAUGCUUAAAAUGAUCAACCUGAAAGUAAAUGAUGAUUAUGUCAACUUUCUCUUUCAGAAAUGUGACAAGUCAAAGACAAGCAAACUGGAGGAGCAUGAGAUCGAGGAGUUCUGCAAGCUGCUAAUGCAACGGCCAGAGCUGGAGCAGAUCUUUCAACAUUUCUCAGGCAAGGAGGAAAGGCUGAGCAUUGAUGGGCUGGAACUCUUCUUGAAAGAACAGAAGGAGACAGUUACAAAGGAGAACUGUUUGAACAUCAUACAGAAAUACAGAGUUUAUGAUAAUGGCCAGAUAAACCAGGACUUGACCCUAAAUGGCUUCAUGAUGUACCUGCUGUCUCCUGAGGGGAACAUUUUUAACCCUGACCAUGACCGAGUCUACCAGGACAUGAGCCAGCCUCUCAGCCACUACUUCAUCUCAACCUCCCAUAACACCUACCUGAUGGAGGACCAGCUGGGAGGACCAAGCAGUACUGAGGCAUACAUCAGAGCUCUUCUGCGGGGCUGUCGCUGUGUGGAGUUGGACUGCUGGGAGGGGCCAAAUGGAGAGCCAAUCAUCUACCACGGAUACACCCUCACCUCAAAAAUCCUCUUCAAGGACGUCAUCACAACCAUCCGGGACUACGCCUUCACGGUCUCUCCGUACCCAGUCAUCCUCUCCCUGGAGAACCACUGUGGCAAAGAGCAGCAGACGGUCAUGGCCCGGCAUUUGAAGGGAAUUCUCGGCGAUAUGCUGGUUACGGCCAUGAUCGAUGGGAAAGUCCCAAAGGAGCUUCCAUCGCCCGAGGAGCUCAAGCGGAAGAUUCUAAUAAAGGGGAAGAAACUGAGAAUCCCUGGGCCCGCUGCGGUGCAGCAGGAGGAAGCAGGAGAUGAUUGUGAAGAAGAGAAUGUGAAAAAUGAAAAGAAGAACAAAAAGAAACUCACAAAGGAGCUUUCGGAUCUGGUGAUUUAUUGUCAGAGUACCCAUUUCCAGAGCUUUGAGCAGACCUGGAGUAGGCAGGCUCCUCACGAGACAUCCUCCUUCUCUGAAACCAAGGCCAAGAGGUUGAUUGCUGAAAAUGGGUUCAGUUUUGUUGCUCACAACACCUUGCAGCUUUCCAAGGUUUACCCACUGGGUUCCCGAGUCGAUUCGUCCAACUUCAACCCUCAGGAGAUGUGGAAUGGCGGCUGUCAACUGGUGGCCCUGAACUUCCAGAAAGCCGGAGUGGAGAUGGAUCUGAACAAAGGGAAGUUUCGACAGAACGGUCGGUCGGGUUACAUCCUGAAGCCCAGUUUCAUGAGGAACAGGAACAUUCAGUUUGACCCUUCACGGCCCAUGGAAGGGUCAGGCCUCGACAGGAAGCAACUGAUCAUCGAUGUUAUUACAGCUCAGCAACUCCCUAAAGUGAAUAAGGACAAAAAGAACUCCAUCGUGGAUCCUCUGGUGCGUGUGGAAGUGCAUGGUGUGCCUGAAGAUAAUGCCACAAAGAGGACAAGGCACAUUGAAAAUAACGGUUUUAACCCGGUGUGGAGUGAAACGCUCCGGUUUACAAUCAACGUUCCCGAGUUGGCGUUGAUCCGAUUCCUGGUUGAGGAUUACGACUCGUCGUCGAGCAAUGACUUCAUUGGGCAGUUCACGCUCCCGUUCACCAGCAUGAAAGAAGGUUACCGCCACAUCCACCUGCUGGCCAGGGACUCGGUGCCCCUCUCCCCUGCCACUCUCUUUGUCCGAGUCAAGAUUAAGAGUGCGUAGUGUGGAACAAGCUGACAACUGGACUGAAGGAACUGAUUCAGUUCUCCCAGGAGCUGGGCAACUAGAAUCAAAAUGAUGGGACCUUCCAACAAUGUAUAUACAGAGAUAGAGUCGGUUAUCGUAACAGUCACACAGGUAGUGGCUUUAAACUGGAGCUGCAUUGUUAGGUCGCAGCAGCAAGUGGGCCUUGUUCUGUUUGCAUGGGUGGUUGGACUUUGAAAGCUCUCCCAUGUCUGGGAUGCACUGGCUGGAGGUGCAUCAGCAAUGCCUAGCAUCGUGUCGCAUUUCCCAAAGUUAAAGACAACCUUGCCCAUUUCUGGGUCUUCCAGGUCUCUCCAGGAGUUUGAUCAGAUCCUCCCUCUGUGAGUCUGUUGCAGAGGUCCCGUAUCAGGUGCCAGGUGUGGCCACUGGCAGUACUCCCUGGGGUACCACCACUCUCACCUUCAGCCAGUAGGAUUGCCCUGACCAACCGAUGCCCCCCUUGCCCCUCAUUUUCCUCUGGGGCCUGGUCAUGUCGUUGAAUUGGGCCUAACUCGCAAACCCUCUCUAUCAGGGACCCUCACUUCACCUUCAGCUAAAAGCUGCUUAUCUCCAGACAGCUGAGCAGCCUGUCCCCACCCUGCCUCCCCUCAUCCCACAAACUACCCCCCACCCCAUCCCACAUGCUGUCCCUCACUCUGUCCCCUAUACUGCCCCACUGUCAACACAGGGGAACAAUUUUCCUCGGGAGAUUUUGGAGUCAGGGACAUUUGCCAAGGUGGGACUCAGUUUGAUGUGGGGUGGAAGAGCAAGAAUUCUCAGCGAGGACCCCUUCUAAUCCUAAAGGUCAAGGUGAAGGCUUCAAAGCUUUUGUCAAAUACAUCAACUCCAACGUGUUGUGUAAGGCUCUGACCCCAGUGUAGACUCGCUGCUCCCAAUGUGUGGACCUCCUUGUUGGCCCAUCUCCUACCAUGUUGUCUUUUGAGGAGCCUGCUUCGAUAAUGUAUCCAAGAACAUUCCUCUUUUGCCUUCUCCUGCCAAAGCUUUCCAUUACCUCCUUAACAUUAUUUUGGAUCAGGGUUUGGUCACCUUCCCCCAUGAAUCAGGAUUCACAAAGCAUCUAUCUCCUGGAAACUUAUCAAUUCCCUUCUCCCCUCUAAUCCAAAAUAUUAUCUCCCUGGUGAAAAGUUUGCUUAACUUUCUUUCUCCCUCCAAAUUCCCCACUGUUAUUCCUCAUCUUCUAAGAUAUAAAUGGUAGAGUUCUUAAUUCACUUCAUAAAAUGUAAGAAUACCAGACCUAGACCUCUGGCAUUUCCUCAGAGAACCAAGUUUAUUUUCCCAAAGGCUUUCCUUAUAAUGGAAACACGUGAUAAUGGAUUAAACUUCAUUGGCAGCGAUGUACCUCCUCAAAUGGCAAGGACCAUCCUCCUGAGAUGGAGUGCUCAGACUUUGAACAUCCUCUGCUUAAGGGAACCACAGUCUCAUUGAUUUCAAGAUACCAAGUGAACACCCAUCCCUCUUCUCCCAGCCGACCUUCACCUGGUUGCAAUAACUGGAAAGCAACCAGAAUGAUAUCAGAUGGAGUGAUAGCAGGCCUGGUAAUAAUGAUUUAGCUUUAAUUUGCUUGAAUAUGGAAACUUUACAGCUGAUUUAAUGGUGGUGUUUAAUAUGAGUAAGAGAUUUGACAUGUAGGCACAGCACAGAGAGAGGCCAUUCAAUCUAUUAAGAUCAUGCAAGCUACUUGUAAGAACAAUGUAGUCAGUCCCUUUCCCCAGCUCUUCUUUUCCAGAGUCUUGCAAAUGCCUUUGAGAACAUUUCUAAUUGCUUUUGAAAAGCUAUGCUUAUAUCUCUUUCAGUCACCCUCCCAGGGUGUUCACGUCAGAUCAUGACCACUCACUGGAUAGAAAUAUUUUCCUCAGUUCACCCUUGGUUCUUUUCCCAGUCACCUGGGGAAACUAUUUCCUUUGCAAUUUACACAAAGUGCUGCAGGAACAUAGUCAAUCUGGCAGCAUUCAUGGGGGAAGUGAACAGUUGACCAUUCGGGCAGAAACCCUUCCAGGACUAGGAACUAUUUCCUUUUGUGGACAGUUUAGAUAUGAGAGACAUGGGACAGGAGCUGAGACAUUUGGGAGUGAUGUAAGGGAAAGCCCUCUUUGCCUAAAAUAUAUACACCCUCUUCCCAAAGUUCUUACGGCUGGGAGUCAAUUGAAAAUACUAAAACCAUAAUUGGCAGCUGUUCUUAGAAGCGGCUUAUGAAGGAAUUUGAAGGAAAGUUGGGGCUGGUGAUGAUCUUCUCUUGUUCUCCUGGAUAGCCUCAGGAGCAGAACAUGACAGACAUGGUAGAAAGCUGGGGUUUGUUUUUGCAGGAGAGUUGCCUGGUAGUUUGGAUGAGUCAACAAAGCUGAGCUAAGCUGUCAGUCAAUGGCCAAAGGAGCAGAUAUUAGAGAAUGUGGCAGGAAUUUGUGCUCUUGGAGCUGGGGAUGUGGUAAAUGGUCCUGUUUCAGCAACCCUUGACUGGAAAGUGUGGUGAAGGGAGGACAGGACACUCCAUCAGCAAGAGUCAGAUAUCCAAAGGCAUUGAAGAGGAUGGUCACUGUGGAUUUGUACAUAACAGGAAGACACAUGCGAGGUGCGGUUGAAGAAGUGAAUGUUGAGGAAAUUAUGAAAAACUUUGAUUAAAACAAGACACUAUUAAUGUAAAUAAUACAAGCAGAGUUAGACUGUGUGACAGUCUGGUAUGCAAUACUGUUUAUAAAAUAAAUUAUCAUUAACCAAACCUUUGGUUUGUUAGUACUUGAUGCUUGUCAACUAUGUUGAGUUGCAAAGAGCUUUACACAAAUCGAAUUAUUGCAGUUAAGGGGUUGACUGCAGCAGGUAUGAGGUGGGUAGAGAUGUGGGCUGUGACCAAAGGAUGCAUUGUUGAUAAUGUGCAGUUUAAGGAGCUUCUCAUCUACAUCCUUCACCUCUAGUAUUGAAGAUCUUCAUCUGAACCAAAGAAGAAGCAGACAGAUGGACUGCAGUCCUCACUACACCAAACGUACACUGCACCAAUUCUCACGUUACUGUGCUGGAUGGAUUAUUUUGAGGCCAAACUGCAGG
This is a messenger RNA of Mobula hypostoma (lesser devil ray), 5475 nucleotides long. RefSeq names its product 1-phosphatidylinositol 4,5-bisphosphate phosphodiesterase delta-3-like. Gene Ontology annotation, biological process: release of sequestered calcium ion into cytosol; phosphatidylinositol-mediated signaling; lipid metabolic process. Bases 130 to 2397 code for a protein of 755 amino acids. The transcript has 16 exons. Gene Ontology annotation, molecular function: calcium ion binding; phosphatidylinositol-4,5-bisphosphate phospholipase C activity. Lineage: Eukaryota; Metazoa; Chordata; Chondrichthyes; Myliobatiformes; Myliobatidae. The record is from RefSeq and is a predicted model, not a curated record.